Adelges cooleyi (spruce gall adelgid) is the source of this 1028-nucleotide messenger RNA. RefSeq names its product polyisoprenoid diphosphate/phosphate phosphohydrolase PLPP6. The transcript has 3 exons. The record is from RefSeq and is a predicted model, not a curated record. NCBI's taxonomy places the organism in Eukaryota, Metazoa, Arthropoda, Insecta, Hemiptera, Adelgidae. Gene Ontology annotation, molecular function: sphingosine-1-phosphate phosphatase activity. The coding region runs from base 259 to 897 and encodes 212 amino acids.
UAUUUAGGACAUAUUAACGGAUAUAUAGAUAUUACGCUAAACCGUUUUAAGAAGUUUCAAAUCGAUUUAAUUUCAAACCCUUUUAACGCCAUCAUAUAAACAUAAUAAUUGAUAACACCAUAGCGGCACAGAUUAUCUAAUCUGUGAUAGCGAUAGCUCUUAUAAAUGUUUACUUGACUUGAUACGUAUAACUUAUUAAUCAAUAUUCAAUAUUAAAAAAUAACAAGCUUUUUUCAGUUUUAAAAAUUAACUGAAAAAAUGUCAGCAAAGAGGAAUGUACCACCUUUUUUGAGCAGUUUAUUAGAUUUUGAUUCGAAACUUACUUCGGUGUUAUGUAACUCAGUUUCCAAGUUUUUACCAUCGCGCAAGUUUAAUACAUAUUACAAAGGAUUAGAGUAUUCGUGCCACGGAAUUGUAUGGCUUGCUGGUUGGAUGACAUCUAUUUGGGUCUUUUGGUCACAACCAAUGUUCCAAAUGCAAGUGAAUUUCCUAAUUGGUCUGUUGAUAGAUGUAUUUGUGGUAGCUGUACUUAAAGCCUUCAUUAGACGACGACGGCCUGUGGGCAAUCCAACUUAUCAAUGGAUGACAAUUGGACCAGAUUGUUAUUCUUUUCCAUCUGGCCAUGUGUCCCGCGCAUUUUAUAUUACAUUUUUCUUUUCACUAUUGUACCCGUUGAAUGAAUUAACAAGUAUAAUAAUUUUCGUUUGGGCCUUAGCUGUGGCUGUUAGCAGAAUUUUGCUUAGACGUCAUCAUUUGUUGGAUGUAUUAGCUGGAGGUUUAGUUGGAUAUUUAGUAUCAUUGGCUGUAAAUUUAAUUUGGGUUGAUCAAAGUACUGCUGAAUACAUGAUUUCAUUCAUAUCUGAUGACAGAAGUGAAGGUGCAGAAUAUCAUGUAUAAUUUUCUAGCAACAGGGUUUGUUUUUAUUUGUUUAUAAAUAUCAUUAAAUUAUCGUUUUAAACUAUAGACCAUGAGAGUUCAAUUUUGUAACGGGAAUACAAAUUAUAGGAAUAAUUUGUAUACAUAAAAAA